Molecule: messenger RNA, 432 nt
Organism: Endocarpon pusillum Z07020
Lineage: Eukaryota; Fungi; Ascomycota; Eurotiomycetes; Verrucariales; Verrucariaceae
Exons: 1
Coding region: 1-432 (143 amino acids)
Source: RefSeq, a predicted model, not a curated record
AUGCUUGCAUCAUCAACCCGCUCCAUUAAGCCCAAACUCUCCCUCAGCAUUUCCACUGCUGCUCAAUCUUCGUCCCGACCAUCCCUCUCCCUCAAAUCGCCCAUGACGGCUACCCACGCCCUACCCCGAACGCCUGUCUCCCCAUCGCCAUGCUCCCCCACCGCCCGUAACACGCGCCUCAACCAGCGCGGCUACUCGACUCUGCAGCAGCCAAGCUUUGCCUACGCCAACACCAGCUCGCAGAGGAGUAUCCUCAAGAAAGCAUCGACUUCAUCAUCGCCAUCCAGCGCGGCGAGUAGCGGCAGUAGACGGUUACAGUUCAGAGAGGAGCCGACCGUGUAUGCCAUCACGCCGAUUGAGGCCGGAGAGGACUAUUAUGGCGCGUAUACGAAGAUGAGUCGCGAGGAGAGACGGUGGACUCCUAGGCGAUGA